Chara braunii is the source of this 2754-nucleotide messenger RNA. The record is from the annotation of a GenBank genome assembly. Lineage: Eukaryota; Viridiplantae; Streptophyta; Charophyceae; Charales; Characeae.
GGAAAGGCGGCAAAUGCCGUUCAGGCUGUGUCUCGCUCAGCGAUAUUCAACGCAGUUCUCGUUAAUUUAUGAUUUGCGGAUGUGAGAAGGCGUGUAGCAGUCCGUGCGUAUGCGUUGUGUGCUUCUGUGAGCGUGCUCGACUUUGUUAUGCACGUGCGUACGUGCGUGCAUCCGCAGAAAACAGAAAGCGAUUCUUUGUCCGUCUCCGUGUGUGUGUGUGUGCUUGUGGGUGGGUCGGUGGACACCUCUCUCCUUGUGUGNGAGAGAGAGAGAGAGAGAGAGAGAGAGAGAGAGAGAGAGAGAGAGAGAGAGAGAGAGAGAGAGAGAGGGAGUUGGGGUGGGAGAUGGAGAUGGGCAUGGAAUGUCCGUUAGACGUGACGUGGAUCCCUGGAAGAGGGCGCGGGUUGAUCGCGACACGCGACUUGCAUGAAGGAGAGGUAGUUUUGCGUGAAUCGCCACUGGUUGCUGCGAUUAGACACAAUGCAAAGACCAUUUGCUGCGCCUACUGCUUUCGCAUGCGGGAGCAGACAUCGGCAUUACCGGGGAAAGAUGAAUCGUCGUGGCGGACGCUGCUUGUCGUUUGCGAGCGAUGUCGGGAAUGCUAUUUUUGCGACGAGCAGUGCCACGUGGCGGCUUCUCGCAGUUGUCAUUCUGACCUCUCAUGCAAGGCGUUGUCCCUCAUCCAUGACUGGUUACAGACCUUAUCUUCUUUCUUAUCCUCAUCUUUGUCGGAUUCUGCAAUCAACGAUCUAAGCGAGGUGGCUGACUAUGCUCGUUUCCUGAUCGCCACGUACGAUCGACAUCUCCAACUCGAUUUUGGCGGGAAAAGCGUAGAGAAGAUUAGGGGGGAGGAGGAGGAGGAGGAGGAGGAGGAGGAGGAGAAGUGCGAAGAAGAAGAAGAAGAAGAAGAAGGGGGAGCGAGAGGAGGAGGGAGAGGAGGAGGGUGUUGCUCAGAUGUAGUAAUUCCGAUAUCAUCAACGGCGGGAUCUAGUAAUGGAUCAUCAUUACGGGUAACAUCGACAUCUGUUGCGGCUGCCACGUGGCUGAGCACGGGUCAAAGGAAGGUGUUCGGCAGGUUGUGGUCGUCAUCAUCGCUGCCGAUGGCGAUGGCGGGAGACGUGCGGUCAUCUUCGUGUCCACGUGGCAAUGUUCAGAGCGUCCACGGUGAUGGAUCGUCGUUUGUCAGUGUGAUGGAUUUGCUGAUGCAGCUGGAAGGAGAGGGCGGGGGGAGAGAUGACAGAGCAGUGAUGAUUCACGAGUUUCUGGAAAAAGCGAUCGAGCUGCCACGUGGUAAGAAGCCGGCGUGGUUCUGCCUGGAUCGUACGGCCGCCUUGCUACAGAAGGAGGAGAGGAACUCCUUCUCUCUGAUGUAUGAGGACUUGCAGGUAGAAGACGACGGCCAUGGCGGUGUCAGGACGAAGGCAGUGCCACGUGCCAGAGCCUACGCCAUCUACCCCGUUGCAUCAUUCAUCAAUCAUGACUGCCUUCCGAAUGUCGCGAGGUUUGACUACUUGGAUAAGCAGAAUGGGGACGGAAACAAGGACAUUAUCCUUCGGGCCAUGCAUGAUAUUCCAGAGGGAACGGAGAUCACUAUCAGUUAUUUCCCAAUCAACUGGACUUACAAGGAGAGGCAAGAUCGGUUGCGAGAAGAGUACGGGUUCGAAUGCAGCUGCGCCCGCUGCCAUUUGGAAUGUACGUGGAGUGAUGCAGAAGAAGAAGAAGAAGAAGAAGAAGAGCAGGAAGUGGCAGCGAGUGGCAAAGGGAUGCCGUCGAGGGACGAUGAAGGGUGUGGACAGUAUGACGCAAGAGGAACUGGAAAACAAAAGGAGGAAGGUCAUGAUGACGCAGGGGGAAGGGCGAAUGGGAUGAAGCAGGGAACAGAAGAGGAGGAGGUGUUCAAUGAUGGUGCUGAUGACAGUGAAGCAGUAGGAGGAGGAGGAGGAGGAGGAGGAGGAGGAGGAGGAGGUGAUAGGGAUGACGAUGAGGCUGAGGAUGCUGAAGACGAUUUCCCGCAUGCGAUGUUCUUUGUGAAAUACCUCUGCCCUCAGGAGGGCUGUCGAGGGACUAUGGCCCCAUUGCCAGGGAUCUUCUCUGUGGACAGGCGGCAAUACGAACCAUCGGGAGUUAUGGAGUGCAAUGUCUGUGGCGGUUUCCGGACCGAUGACGAGUUUGCGAAGGAUCUGGAGCAGCAUGGGAUGCUUUGAGUUUUUUUUUGUAAGAGCGUGGCGCUGAUUCCUUCCGAAACCAAUUGCGGUACAUUACUACAUUGUUGUUAUGUUACCCUCCCUAUCUGCCCCCCACGGAAGGAGCAAUUUUGACCACUAAAGAGGACCAAUUUGAGCAUUUACGAGGACCAAUUUGAGCCUUUUAGAGGACCAAUUUGAGCCUUUAAGAGGACCAAUUUGACCCUUUUAGAGGACCAAUUUGAGCCCUUAAGAGGACCAAUUGGCACCCCUUAAACCACCACUCCAACAGCCCCUGUACUCCUUUCAUGUUUGUCGUCUACGAGUACCGGGGUAAAAUGUACAGUGCCCAGGCCCGGUAGAGGUUUGGUGGGGCAGUGUACCACAAUUGCUUUUCCUCACGGAGGCACUGUAGAUUUUAGGCUCGCGGAUAAGCAACUUUGGGUUUGUCAAAAUAGAUUCUGGAUGGAGUGGUGGCUUAAGAGGGGACCAAUUUGGACCUCUUAAGAGGACCAGAUUUGGCCCCUCGGGAGGGCCAAUUCUGACCCCUUGGAAGGACCAAUUUUGACUC